This is a messenger RNA of Trifolium pratense (red clover), 2050 nucleotides long. Its product is annotated as RNA-binding KH domain-containing protein PEPPER-like. The record is from RefSeq and is a predicted model, not a curated record. Gene Ontology annotation, molecular function: mRNA binding. Gene Ontology annotation, biological process: regulation of gene expression. Bases 123 to 1541 code for a protein of 472 amino acids. The transcript has 6 exons. Lineage: Eukaryota; Viridiplantae; Streptophyta; Magnoliopsida; Fabales; Fabaceae. Gene Ontology annotation, cellular component: nucleus; cytoplasm.
GAACACGUGCACAAAGUUUCCUAAACAACACAAACAAGAUUUAGUACUGUAGACAGUUGCAUACUCACUCACUCCAGUUACUUUCAUCUCACCCGCCCUAUACUCAAAAAACACGUCACCUUAUGGCCACCGCUCAAACACCACAAAACGGAACCGCCACCGCAACAAACUCCCUCUUACCAGAAAAUCCCUCCGCCACCCAAUCACUCACCACCGCCGAAGCCAACACAUCUCCAACCGCCAACGAAUCGACUCAGGAUCCCGAUACCCUAACCGAAACCGAAACAGACACCGCCGCCGCCGUUAUUACUCCGCCGGAGAAGAGAUGGUCUGGUUGGCCUGGAGACUGCGUGUUUCGUUUGAUAGUUCCUGUUGCUAAAGUUGGUGGCAUCAUUGGUCGCAAAGGAGAACUCAUCAAGAAGCUUUGUGAUGAAACGAAAGCUCGUAUUCGUGUUCUUGAUGCCGCUCCUGGUACUCCUGAUCGAAUUAUACUUAUAUCAGGGAAGGAAGAGCUAGAGGCAGCUAUUUCACCUGCAAUGGAUGCUGUAUUAAGGAUAUUCAAACGCGUCUCUGGAUUAUCCGAAACUGACAGUGAGAUUAAAGGAUCUGCUGGGCUUACAUUUUGUUCCAUCCGAUUAUUGGUGGCAUCAACACAGGCUAUCAGUUUGAUUGGAAAGCAAGGAUCACUAAUCAGAUCCAUACAGGAGAGUUCUGGUGCUUCUGUUAGAGUAUUGUCUGGAGACGAGAUUCAAUAUUUUGCUACUGCGGAUGAGAGGAUUGUAGACCUGCAGGGAGAAACCUCGAAGGUCCUUAAAGCUCUUGAAGCCGUGAUUGGCCAUCUGAGGAAGUUUUUGGUUGAUCACAGCAUUCUUCCCCUAUAUGAGAAAACUUACAAUGCAUCUAUCCCACAACAAGAUCGUCAACCAGAGACCUGGUCCGACAAGCUGUCGCUGCAUACCACUUCACAAACUAGCAUGUUUUCUGAUAUUCCUCUUCCAACAAAAAGGGAUUCUAUCUUCGCUGACCGUGAAAGUCAUUUGGACUUACUCCCUUCCUCCACUAUGUCUCUCUAUGGUCAAGAUUCUUCUCUUUCUGGUGUUCGUUCUUCAACUCUUAGUCGUGUUGGUGCUCCUAUUGUUACUACGGUAAUCCAAACAAUGCAAAUACCGCUAUCCUAUGCAGAGGACAUCAUUGGCAUUCAAGGGACUAAUAUAGAUUAUAUUCGUCGCACUAGUGGAGCCAUAUUGACUGUGCAGGAGAGCAGGGUGCCUGAUGAAAUUGUUGUGGAAAUAAAAGGAACCUCAUCCCAGGUUCAAACGGCUCAGCAAUUGAUUCAGGAGGUUAUAAGCAAUCACAGAGAACCUGUUGCCAACAGCUACGGGAGGUUGGAUGCAGGCAGAAUAGAUGUGGGUCCUAGGUCGUCAUAUUCUCAAUCUUCAUACUCUCAGUUGGGCAAUACAUCGCGCUCUUCAUUGUCCUCACAAUCAUACACAGGUUAUGGAUCAUCUGGUUUAGGAGACUACAGUACUUUCAGGCUUUAAGUCUGUAUCUCUUUAGUCAAAGGCCUUGAAGGCACUCCAUUUGGACUAGUUUAUUUCUAAAUGGGUCUUAUUGGGGAGAGAGAUGCAAUGCUAGCAACACUCACCAUAAUACUCUCUAACACUCUUAUUGGUUCAAAAUUCAUGUAGGUCUAACCAUUCUAGGAAUAGAUCCCAAGUAAAGUGGUAAAGAUUUGCAUGAAUUUCAUCCGAUAAAAGAAAGAACACUGGAAAGAGAGCGUUAGAGUGAGUGUUUCUAACACUUAUGUUGGAGAUGAUUUUGAAUGUAUUCUUAAGCCUCCCUAAAAAGACAUGUGUUAUGUGAUAUCUUGUAUGGUGGAUAAUUUUGAGGUAGCAAAUAGUUGGAAAUUUUAGUAGAAAAUGUAGCGAUAUAUUAGGCAUUUUAACGAUUUUGUUGUCUAACAUGUGGAUUUUUCUUUUUUACUGUUCUAACAUCUGGAUGUUUGAUUAUUCUGUUGUUUGCAAUACCUAAUAUUGAUACUUUCUUGGCA